UCUAUCUUAUCAACAUGGAUGAUUUAAUACAUGUUUUGAGGAGUUAUUAAUUAGAAAAUGAAAGUGACGCAGAUAGGCGCGUAAGUCGGUUCGUUGAGAGGUCAUCGUCCCGCUCGCUUUCCCAUUUAUUACCUCACUGCUCCCAAGUGAUGGCCGGAAGACCAGCGAAGUGACCGCCGGGAGCUCGCCGUCUUCCCUUUUUCCGCCAUUUUUCUACUAUUCUCAUGAGCUUUGCUCUCUUCUCCAUCGGAAAAAUGGCAGCUGCUUCUCGCCCUAGGAAAAGACCCACAAUCAUCGACGGUUCGCUCGACGGUAGCUCGUCUGCUUCAUCUUCUUCUGAAGAGGAAGCAGAGGAGUCGGAGGAAGAGGGAUUAGAAGAUGCGGUUAAUGACGACGAUGAAAAGAAGGGGAGAGGGCGAAAUGGUUCUGUUUUGGAGAAAGGGGUUGGAAAGAAGGCUCCCGCCAUAAUCAUAUCUCUCAAGAAAGUCUGCAAGGUUUGCAAGGAAGAGGGGCAUCAGGCAGGAUUCCAGGGGGCCAAUUACAUCGACUGCCCGAGGAAGCCUUGCUUUCUCUGUAAAAUGCCUGGCCACACGACAAUGUCAUGCCCGCAUAGAGUGGCUUUGGAGCAUGGAGUGGUUCCAGCGCUUAGGAAAAACAAACAGACGCAGCUGGAUUAUGUGUUUGAACGACAACUGAUGUCUCAAAUUCCAAAGGUGAGAAUUGCUUAG
Molecule: messenger RNA, 728 nt
Organism: Phalaenopsis equestris
Lineage: Eukaryota; Viridiplantae; Streptophyta; Magnoliopsida; Asparagales; Orchidaceae
Product: DNA damage-binding protein 2-like
Exons: 3
Coding region: 225-728 (167 amino acids)
Biological process (GO): response to UV; DNA repair
Cellular component (GO): Cul4-RING E3 ubiquitin ligase complex; nucleus
Molecular function (GO): damaged DNA binding
Source: RefSeq, a predicted model, not a curated record